Molecule: messenger RNA, 1920 nt
Organism: Trichosporon asahii var. asahii CBS 2479
Lineage: Eukaryota; Fungi; Basidiomycota; Tremellomycetes; Trichosporonales; Trichosporonaceae
Exons: 5
Coding region: 1-1920 (639 amino acids)
Source: RefSeq, a predicted model, not a curated record
AUGCUCCCUCUCCUCCUUUCCUUACUGGCACUACCGACGAGUGAUGCCGCCCAGUGUUGCGGCUGGUUUAACAAUCUGAAAGAAACCCAGCUCUGGGAAGCACGCGAGAAGCUAUGCUCCAACGUUUGGGCCAACCAGUACAUCGACCAAGGCUACCUCGCCAAAGUGACCGUGGAGCCGCGCUACUGGACUACUGUUGAGUACGCCUUCUGGGCUCACACGGAGACCGGCAGUUUUUCGGAAUGCUGGGACGCAACGGAGCAGAUCAUCACCCAGUGCGCCCGCAAUAAGCACAGUGUUGGCACUUGGGAGGCUUACGGCCAGAUGUACGCGAUGUCGGCGGCGCAGCUCUCAUACAAGAGCGGCAGGAGGAGUCUGGAUCAUGCGAAGCCACUACCCGACUUUGAGGUGAUUGGCAUCCAACCUCACCCUGCGGCAGGGAACGCAUCAGGCGACGCAGCAUCACCAAUCACCAACGGCCUCGUUGACGGUCUCUAUGAAGUCAACGGCGUGCCUGUCGAGGUCCACUUUGAGGGUUUGGACAACCAUGGCCUAGCCUCUCGUGAGCUGUCUCAAGACGUCCUUAUAACCAGCAAGGGCUCGACUACCGACUGGAAUCUGACUGCGACCCGGACCGUGAAGCUUGGCGACGAGAUUGCCCGCGUCGUCCGCAGCAGACAGAAUCGAUCAGGAACCUUGGAGAAGCGCCGCCAAGCUUGCGAAGUUGGUUCGCACAGUUACGUCAUGCUCGCGAUUGGGGAGUGGCAGGACGCUUGGGAGGUCUCUUCGAACACCAUGAUGUGUGGGCAGAACGGAGGGUGCUCGCAGACAAAGGGGUGGUCAAAGACCACCUCCGAGAGCUUCAGUAUUGGUAUCACUUCGGAUACUCGUGGACGCGAAGCUGGACGCGGUCCAUCUCUUCAACGUGCACGUGGAUCACUGUGCCAUGUCUGGUUCACCGCUCAGAAGAUGAGAUGGCAGCGCGGCUUCUUGAUCGAGGACGUGCCCGGCAUGCCAUACGACGCCACGGCCGUCCGCGUCACGCUCGUCCAUGCCGAUUCACCGCAGGAGGCCGCAGCCGAGAAUUGCUUCAAGGGCUGUUGUGGACACGCCAUCCCAAAGCCUGUGCCCGACUUCUGCAGUAUGAUGCCAGCUGGCAGCGGUAGGGAGGAAUACUACGGCUGGUGUAACGAUUGGGACAAUGUCCCACCGGCUUGUAACUAUAGCAUGUCCGACAAUGACCACGACAAUUGGCUCAAAACUGGGACAGCUAAAGGUCGGGAGCUCAUGUCAGUUUUCGACAUAGACGGCCAGCUGGUCGUCGGAGAAGUCGAAGACUCCAUCAAUCUCUGCUCAGAAGGAGGUGGAGGCGCUGUCGUAAACCCUGCCACUAAGCAGGUCGCCGAUAUACCAGUAUAUCUCUGUGCGGUACUACCGGGAGGCAAUGUCUCCAGCAUCAACAAGGCCUAUGUGAACGGCCACAACGGUUCUGCCUGCGUUCCGCCGAUUCCUGCAAUGUCGAACGGCAACCUCUCUCACUGGGUGGACAUCGUCAGAGACCACCAGGACGAGCUCAUUCGUUCUUUCAAUGUGUCCGACGGUCAACUCAUCGUCGGAAAAGUGGAGGACUGGAUCGAACCUUGCACGAAGGCCGGCGGCGGUGCGGUCUCCAGUCCGAUCGCUAAGAAGGUGGUGGGCGAUGUCCCUGUCUACAUGUGUUCCCCGUAUCCUGGCAGCGACGUUGAUGUGAUCAGGACGACUCUCUUCGACGGGAAGAAGAACGCCUCUGGAAACUAUACACUCUUUGACUCCAUUCGGAGCGGGAGUUCAGCUCUACCGGCAGCUAUCCUGCCUUCCCACUUGGGGGCUUGGUGGUGGCUACCACUCUUAGCUGCUGUUGCGAUGACUGUCUUAUGCUAG